This is a messenger RNA of Nothoprocta perdicaria, 751 nucleotides long. It is a transcript of the gene BBLN, whose product is annotated as chromosome unknown C9orf16 homolog. The transcript has 2 exons. Bases 1 to 288 code for a protein of 95 amino acids. Lineage: Eukaryota; Metazoa; Chordata; Aves; Tinamiformes; Tinamidae. The record is from RefSeq and is a predicted model, not a curated record.
AUGUCGGGGCCGAACGGGGAGCCGCACAUGGCGGUGGGCGCCGCCGGGCGGGACGGCGACGACAGCGACGGUGACGACAGCUUCGGGGAGGAAGAAUACGCAGCAAUAAACUCCAUGCUAGACCAGAUCAACUCUUGCUUGGAUCACCUGGAGGAGAAGAACGAUUAUCUGCACGCCUGCUUGAAGGAGCUGCUGGAGUCCAACCGCCAGACCCGCCUGGAGUUCCAGCAGCAGAGCGAGCAGCAGAACACGGGGGACGAGGUGCAGGGCUCAGAGCCGUCUAUCUAGCAGCCUAGCCACCCACUUGUCACUUGGGAUCACUCGGGGGACAGUUAGUGGUUGCUGGUCUAAUGUAAAGCUUGACUAGAAGAGUAUCUCCUGCCUGUUGCGUGUCCCUUCCUGGGGUUACGUUCUGCCCUUCACCUCUCUGUUCUGCAAGAUUCACGUUAGUUGUGGUGUAAGAAGCAUUGGCAGACAUCUCAGACCAGGCUCUUCUAUCCCCUUCCAAGCAGCUGAGACAAGGCACCAGUGUGAGGGGUUUUGGUUGUCCUCAGGGGCAGUUACCUACCUCCUUAAGCUCCAUUAAGGUCUCAGAGUGGUUGGGUCUCCAUAUAUGAUAGUUGGAGUAAGAAGGGGCCUGCCUGCCCCAGGCUGGGACCAGCCCUGUGCAUUGGGAGCUCUAUAGUCUGAAACCUUCUGAAUUUGUCAAGAGGGCCUAGGGCCAACGUGGUAAAGUGAGUCUUAUUACAUU